Perognathus longimembris pacificus (Pacific pocket mouse) is the source of this 1463-nucleotide messenger RNA. RefSeq names its product chromosome 8 C2orf49 homolog (gene Tslig2). The coding region runs from base 33 to 731 and encodes 232 amino acids. Gene Ontology annotation, biological process: embryonic morphogenesis. Lineage: Eukaryota; Metazoa; Chordata; Mammalia; Rodentia; Heteromyidae. Gene Ontology annotation, cellular component: tRNA-splicing ligase complex. The transcript has 4 exons. The record is from RefSeq and is a predicted model, not a curated record.
UGGGUAGUCGACGGGGUCUCCAGGCGACAACUAUGGCGGGGGAUGUGGGCGGACGCGGCUCCACGGACUCGGAACUGCUGUUGCACCCGGAGCUGCUCUCUCAGGAGUUCCUUCUCCUCACUCUAGAGCAGAAGAACAUAGCUGUUGAAAAUGAUGUCAGAAUAAACAAAGACAACCUAACUGAUCUCUAUGUCCAGCACGCUAUACCAUUGCCUCAGAGGGAUUUGCCAAAGAAUCGAUGGGGGAAAAUGAUGGGGAAAAAAAGAGAACUACAUGAGAUAAAAAAUGAGACUAAAAGGAGUAACACUGUAGAUGGGUUAAGGAAAAGACCCCUUAUUGUGUUUGAUGGAAACUCAACAAGUACAAGCAUCAAAGUGAAAAGGACAGAGAAUGGAGACAAUGACCGACUCAAGCCUCCCCCUCAGGCAAGCUUUCCCAGUAAUGCCUUUCGAAAAUUACCAAAUUCCUCUUCAGGUGUUCCACCCCUAAUUUUGUCUUCCAAUUUGCCUACGAACGAUAAGACGGAAUACAAUAAUAAUGACACUAAACCAAACCAUGACUUAACGCAUAGGAAAAGUCUUUCGGGUCCCAUGAAGUUACCACCUUUGUCCCCUGUUGGAACUACACCUGUGAAGUUGAAGCGAGCUGCUCCUAAAGAAGAAGCAGAAGCUGUGACUAUCCUGAAGCCCCCAGAAGCAAAGAGGAAGAUACAGCACGUUACAUGGCCAUGAAGGGAUAUUUCCAAAAAUGUAAAUAUAACUGUAACAAGUUUUUCAAACGAGUACACAUACAUUUGACAGUAUUGACAGAGAUUCUGAUUAUUGCAGAAUUUUCUUAAGAGGUUUAAAAUAGAUGAAAAAGAUAAGGUCUUUUCUCCCUCAAAAAAAUUCUUGCCUUUUACAUCUUGAUUAGGAAUUUCUUUUUAAAAUAAUGGUUUCAUCUACAUCAUUCAAAUUGGUCCUGCUCAAAUCAUUAACUACAGAUCUGGCAUAAAACAUUUAACCAACUUUAGUAAUUACUCUUACUAGUCUCCUUCAAAGUACUUGAGGAAAUUUGAGAUUUUUUUUUAUUUUAGUAGUUUACUACCAUUUCUGUUAAUUUACUUUCCUAAGCAGAAGUAUAAUAAUAGUUCAUUGCAGCAUUUUAGUAAAUUCCAUAUGCAUCCUCAAAGGUUCACCAAAGAAAGCAUCUUGAUAAAUACUGAUGGAGAAACGAUUGCAAAUAUGCAGAUAUAAUUGCUUUCUUCAGUUGCUUAUAUCACUUCUUCCUUUAACAAGCAAAAGGAAAGGCAGAGCUCCUUCCCUGAGAUCAUACCAAAGGAUUGGCUGUGAGCUGUCUGAAGCAUCCCUUAUCUUGUAGCAGUCCUGCCUACUCUUGUGAGUAGCCUGUGAUCUCACUCUGUGAGUUUAACUCUUAUUCCCUCCUAGGAGCUUAAUCUCUUAAAAAUAAAGUUGAUUUAAAAA